This is a messenger RNA of Mytilus trossulus (common blue mussel), 3009 nucleotides long. RefSeq names its product sulfate transporter-like. NCBI's taxonomy places the organism in Eukaryota, Metazoa, Mollusca, Bivalvia, Mytilida, Mytilidae. The record is from RefSeq and is a predicted model, not a curated record. Gene Ontology annotation, molecular function: bicarbonate transmembrane transporter activity; sulfate transmembrane transporter activity; chloride transmembrane transporter activity. The coding region runs from base 47 to 2152 and encodes 701 amino acids. The transcript has 2 exons. Gene Ontology annotation, cellular component: plasma membrane. Gene Ontology annotation, biological process: transmembrane transport.
UCUAUGUUUGUAGUACACACAUGUACAACUAAAGAUAAAUUCAACAAUGGAAGUAAAACUAAAAGCCCAAGACUUGAUAUCAACGCAAAGAAGAUGGUACUCAUCUGAAACACUUGAAAGCGUAUAUUAUAAGGUACCUGUCAAGAGACGUUCGAAAAUCGAAAAGAUCAAGGACAACUGCUUUUGCUCUAGAACACGCGUUUGGAAAGUGUUGACAACACUGCUACCUAUAAUUAAAUUCAUUAAGAAAUACAAAACGUCAAACAUCCUCGGUGAUUUCCUUAGCGGUCUUACAGCAACAUUUUUACACCUUCCACAGGGGCUUGGGUUCGGAAUAUUAGCGGGACUCCAACCAAUCAAUGGCGUGUACACAACUUUCUUUCCUGUUUUGAUAUAUAUGUUUUUUGGGACGUCUCCACACGUUUCUUUCGGAUCUAAUGCAGUCAUGGCUCUUUUGACACAUACUGUUGUCCAACGCGAGGCUGAUCGCUAUUUAGGCAGCAACACAUUGCAUUUAAUAUCCACGAUUAAUCAUACAAAUGAGUCUACGGGAAACAAUUCUACUCGUUAUUUACAAAACGACUUGGAGGACAUCAAAGUUGGAGCCGCCAUGACAGCGUCCUUACUAACAGGGUUCAUUUUAGCCGGACUUGGUAUUUGUCGUCUUGGAUUUCUGACAAGAUACAUGUCCGUUAGUUUUAUCGGCGGUUUUACAACGGCAUCAGCAAUUCAUAUUGCUUCAAGCCAAGUUCCUAAAAUGCUUGGAAUCGCCGUGUCACCACACUCUGGAGCAGGAAAGUUAGUAAAGAUGUACAUUGAGCUUUUCUCAAAUAUAAAAUUAACCGUUAUUUCUGAACUUUUAGUUGCAGUAAUUACAAUUAUUAUAUUACUCAUUGUAAAAAUUCUGAUUAACGAAAAAUAUAAAGAUCGCAUGAAAAUACCAAUUCCCAUUGAUUUUAUCGUUGUAAUAAUAGGGACUAUCGUUUCAUAUUUUGGAAAAUUUGAAGAAAAAUUCGAUGUAAAAAUUGUAGGAGAUAUUCCUUCAGGAUUUCCCAUGCCUAAAGUUCCGGCAUUACACACUGCAUCUACAAUGAUAAUGGACUGUUUUGUGAUGGCAAUUUUAUCUCUCGCGAUGACAAUAUCAUUAGCAAAACUAACUGCCAAAAAACAUGGAAUAUCCAUUGAUAAUAAUCAGGAAUUGAUUGCAUAUGGCAUUAGUAACAUAGGGUCAUCGUUUUUCUCUUGUUUCCCACAAGCAACAGCAGCCCCUAGAACAAUGGUUCUAAGCAAUUUGGGCGCGAAAUCAACAUUGAAUGCCAUACCAACUGGAAUUAUUAUAUUGCUUAUUAUUUUGUGGAUAGGAACUCUUUUCGAAUCACUGCCUGUUGCAAUCUUGGCAGCUAUGAUAAUUGUGGCUAUGAAGAACCUAUUGAUGCAGUUUGGAGAUAUACCAAGGCUUUGGCGAAUAAAUAAGUUUGAUUGUAUAAUUUGGCUGAUUACUUGUUCUGUAUCGGUACUGGUAGAUUUGGAAUAUGGACUCAUGGCUGGCAUAGGCUUCUCAAUAUUAUCCAUAGUGAUUCAAAAUCAAAUGGCAUCCGGCAAAGUUAUUGGUUAUUCUGACCGAGAAGACAUAUUUGUAGAUUCGAAAAACCGUGUUCACGUCAUCGAAAUCAGUUCUAUCAAAAUCUUCCAAUAUCAAGCACCACUGCAUUUUGCGAAUGCAGAAAAUUUUAGAAAAAUAUUAUAUAGUCAAGUUGCAGACGCCAUUCAUCUUAAGAAAACAAAAGAAAAAUAUGAACUCGUUAAAGUUGAAAAUCAGGAUGUAUCUGAGAAAGGGAAGAAACUUGAUGAAAUCGUCCGUCACAUUAUUCUUGACUUUCAAAUGAUCAGUAAUGUUGAUUUAUCUGGAAUAAACAUUCUUACUCAGAUCAUGAAGGAGUACAAAGCCGUUGAUAUAGAGAUAUACAUUGUAAAGUGUUCUUCAAAAAUCACAGAAACACUAAGAGCAGCUGACUUCUUUGAAAACUUUCCAAAAGAGAAUUUGCUUUAUGAUUUGGCAGAUGCAGUUUAUGUUAUUAACUCAAAUAAAGCUACCGAUAACAAUGAAAAUACCACAACGAAAUCAGAUUUGAGUGAAAACACGAAGCUUUGAACAAUGCGAAAUGUCCAAAUUCCAAUUACAUAGACACACAACUAUACACAACUUAUAGUGCAUUCCCAUGAUACGUUUCCAUAUUUGUUUACUUUGAUUACUAUUUCUUAAAAGUGGGAAUAAAAUUUGUUGACAAGAAAUAAAUAAAAAUCUGAAGCGGCCGAUUUCAGGUCUUCAAAAACAAACUGAUUAUGUCGGUUCUGUGCGGAAAUUCAGCGUUUCUUCGAAAACACAAAUGUUUGAAAUACUUUAUGAACGUGAACCAGGUUGUAGGGGGAACAUUGCAGAAUGUUGAUUCUUCUUGUUAUACUAAAUGGAAAAUAAUUCAGAUUUUAAUUCAGCGUUUCAGAGCACUGAUCUUAAUAUCGGGAUUUCGUAAAGUGAAAAAAAAACGGAAAAUCCGAAACAACACUUGGUGUGUUCAACUGUCCAAAAAAUAGUCGAAUUUACGGAGUACCUCACAUUUUAAGUAGAGGACGAGGACUAUCUCAUUAAAACUUGACCCCCUUUAAUCUUACGAAUAAGAAACAUGUCUGGCUUUCGUAAACAUCGAUUUUAGAUAGUACAUUGAAAAUAAACUCAUCAUAGAUACCAGGACUAAGUUUUAUAUAUGAAAGUACUGCCACUCAAAACAUGCAAUAUGAUUAUCAACAUUCUGUUCAUUAUUGUCGAGCCUUUCGACUUUAGUCGAAAAAGCGAAACUAAGCGAUCCUACAUUCCGUCGUCGGCGUCGUCGUCGGCGGCGUCCACAAAUAUUCACUCUGUGGUUAAAGUUUUUGAAAUUUUAAUAACUUUCUUAAACUAUACUGGAUUUCUACCAAACUUGGACAGAAGCUUGUUUAUGAUCAUAAGAUAGU